AAAGAGUCCAAAACCAAGGGUGCAAGUACACAUCCCAUCUGAGUAGAGCAAUUUGAAGGUCGAACGGAGUGACGAGGAGUUUUCUACCGCUUUAGGCAAAUUCAUUCGAUAUAUUCGCUGAGACGACAUACAGGCAGAGAGGCCUCGACAGAUUACCUCAACGUUUUUCAGAUUGACCAGUGGAUGCAAGUGGCUUUUACACUUGUUGCUUGCAAGGUAUAUUUCUCUUAAGAAAAAAAAUGCUUGGUACAAAGAGACCACUAGACGAGCCUAUGAUGAUAGUGAAACGACCAAAAACAGAUCUGUCAGCCUUCUCAUAUGGUAUCCAAACAUCCAAUCAGAUUGGAGUUCGUAAGGAUGGGCCUCGAAGAACGUCCAGCUUGGAAUCUCCUAUCAUGGCGUUGACUGGGCACCAAGGUGCGAUAUAUACAUUGAAAUUCAAUCCAUUGGGAACUGUGGUUGCAUCUGGAUCACAUGACAGGGAGAUUUUCUUGUGGAACGUGUAUGGAGAGUGCAAGAGUUUUAUGGUUUUGAAAGGUCACAAAAAUGCAGUACUGGAUCUCCACUGGACUAGUGAUGGUAGUCAAAUCAUAUCAGCAAGCCCUGAUAAGACUCUACGAGCUUGGGAUGCAGAUACAGGCAUGCAAAUAAAGAAAAUGUCAGAGCACUCGUCAUUUGUUAAUUCAUGUUGCCCCUCACGUAGGGGCCCUCCUCUUGUGGUGAGUGGCUCUGAUGAUGGUACAGCAAAGUUAUGGGAUUUGCGUCUCAGAGGAGCUAUUCAGACGUUUCCAGACAAAUACCAAAUCACUGCUGUUGGAUUCUCUGAUUCUGCAGACAAGAUAUUUUCUGGUGGAAUUGACAAUGAGAUUAAGGUGUGGGACCUGCGAAGAAAUGAGGUAACCAUGCGGCUCCAAGGCCACACAGACACAAUUACAGGUAUGCAGUUGAGCCCUGAUGGAUCAUAUCUCCUGACAAAUUCCAUGGACUGUUCUCUUCGUAUUUGGGAUAUGCGACCAUAUGCCCCACAAAAUCGAUGUGUAAAGAUCCUGACAGGCCACCAACACAACUUUGAAAAGAACCUCCUGAAAUGUAGUUGGUCCUCAGAUGGAAGUAAGGUCACAGCUGGGAGUGCAGAUCGUAUGGUCUAUAUAUGGGAUACCACAUCUCGUCGUAUCUUGUACAAGCUCCCAGGUCACAAUGGUUCUGUAAAUGAGUGUGUUUUCCAUCCCACAGAGCCAAUUAUUGGAUCCUGUAGUAGUGACAAGCAGAUUUACUUAGGAGAGAUCGAGACUAAUGUAGGAUAUCAGGCUCCUAUGUAAUCUUGUAGUGAGCAAGAGCUGAGUCCAUUCUUGGGAAGGAUCCAGCUCAUUUUCUUUUAAAAGCCAAUAGAUAUGCUUUAAUGUUUUAAAUUUGUUUUUACCAACCAGGUCAUUUGAAUCAAAUGCAAUCAAAGUUAUUACAAAGGCUGUGUUAUUUGGUUGAAAGGGCCCGCUGUACGCAGAGAUAUACCUGCUUUAGAGGACUUUUAUCCAAAAGAUAACUUUAUCAAUGGUUGAUACUUAGUAGUUAAUACUGUUUGUUUAUUUGGUCCCCACAGCAUGAUUAAAACAAGCAUCAAAUUAUUCUUGCUGA
Molecule: messenger RNA, 1632 nt
Organism: Cryptomeria japonica (Japanese cedar)
Lineage: Eukaryota; Viridiplantae; Streptophyta; Pinopsida; Cupressales; Cupressaceae
Exons: 2
Coding region: 240-1319 (359 amino acids)
Cellular component (GO): catalytic step 2 spliceosome
Molecular function (GO): RNA binding; protein binding
Source: RefSeq, a predicted model, not a curated record